AUGAAAGAUUGUUAUUUAUUUAAAAAAACGUUUUCCAAAAUUAAAAAAGAAGGAUUAAAAAAUAAAAAAAUUAUAAGAUUCAAACUUUUAUAUAUAUUGAUGACUAGCUUACACUAUCCCGUUUAUUAA
Vairimorpha ceranae is the source of this 129-nucleotide messenger RNA. RefSeq lists its product as hypothetical. The coding region runs from base 1 to 129 and encodes 42 amino acids. The transcript has a single exon. NCBI's taxonomy places the organism in Eukaryota, Fungi, Microsporidia, Nosematidae. The record is from RefSeq and is a predicted model, not a curated record.